Molecule: messenger RNA, 630 nt
Organism: Paramuricea clavata
Lineage: Eukaryota; Metazoa; Cnidaria; Anthozoa; Malacalcyonacea; Plexauridae
Source: the annotation of a GenBank genome assembly
AUGACAUCUGUUAAGAAUAUUUUGUACCGUAACUUUUGCUUAGCGAAGAACAAACUGAAAUGGUUAGGAUUUGCCAUUAGUGAUCAUUACAUGAUCUUCGUUGUUCGUAAAAUAAAUAUCCAGCGCAAACAAAACAGUCACAAGAAAGUGGAAAUUCGUAAUUUAAAAUAUUUUAAUGCUGAGAGUUUUCAAGCUGACCUGCGUGGUCAGGAAUGGGAAUUAUUAGAUAACAAUCUCUGCGUUGAUAAGAUGUGGGACACAUGGAAAACACUUUUCGUACGAGUUCUUGAUAGGCAUGCCACAAUCAGGGAAAAGAGAGUUAAAAGUAAACCAAAUGUUCCUUGGCUCACUAGUACAAUUAAAAAACAAAUCCGCGAUCACCUUAAAUCUCUUGCUAUUGGACAUAAAUCCGAAAAUUACUGGAACGCAUACAAAACCUCUAGAAAUCGCGUAACUGAUGCAUUGCGAGAAACAAAAGCAUCAUAUUAUAAAGGAGAAUUUAAGAAAAUCAAACAUGAUCCCAAACAAGCAUGGAAAACUGCAAAUAAAAUCCUAAACCGUAAACAAGAAAGUAGAGAAAUAGAGAGGACAAAUUUCACAUCCAACGGAGUUAGCGGAGUGUUUCAAUAA